Messenger RNA from Procambarus clarkii (red swamp crayfish), 585 nucleotides. Lineage: Eukaryota; Metazoa; Arthropoda; Malacostraca; Decapoda; Cambaridae. The record is from RefSeq and is a predicted model, not a curated record.
AUGAAUCACAGUUGCCACCAACCAAAAUUAUCAACCACACCUGCCUUCAACCACAACCAUCAACAAUCAUUGCCACCAAUCACAACCACCACUGCCACCAGCCACAUCCAUCAACCAGUACUACCUCCAACCACAACCAUCAACCACAGUAACCAUGAACCACAACCAUCAACCACAGUAACCAUGAACCACAACUGUCAUCAACCACAAUCAUCAGCCACUAACUACAACUGUCAUCAACCACAACCAUCAGCCACAACUGUCAUCAACCACAACCAUCAGCCACUAACCACAACUAUAAACCACUGCCACCACCAACAACAAUUAAGCACAGUAACCAUCAACCACAACUGCUACAAACCACAACCCUCCCUACCACUAACUACCACUUGCACCAACCACAAAUAUCAACCACCACUUCCACCAAAUACAACCAUCAGCCCACCACUACAAUAUCAUAUAUCAACCACCACUACAUACCUCAACCAUCAACCACCACUGCCACCAACCACAACCAUCAACUUCCACUGCCACCAGUCACAACUACCAAAAACCUCAAUCAUCAACCACCACUUCCACAACUAA